AUCUUGGCAUCAGUAACAUCAUUCACUCUCGAAAGAGGGCUCUUCGGCCCAAGGGAAAUUGAGAGUUAGUUCGUUUGGCUCGUAGCUAUGCGCAGUGAAUGCAGAAGUGGUGGUCAUCGACACAAGAUAGGCCCAUAUCAACCGGUUAAGUAAUACAGUCGUUCUGUCUGUAUCAUACAAUGACCGCUAUGGCGACCUCAGUGCCGACAUGCAGACCCCCAUCUGACGGAGAGCCAUCUCGUGGUCCAACGUUGUUAGAUCUCCUCAAAGAAGAGAUUUCUGCCCAAAUUAGCGCGCCAGCUUCGGAACUUGACUCGCGAGAUGGGCCAUACUUACGAAUUGAAGGCGUACUCUGCGGUUCACUGGACGACGUGCGCGAAAAUGGGUUAUCUGUUAACCAAAACGACCAGCGGCUGGUCCUGGGAUAUCUCGCUUUCAAAAAUGGAGAAUUGAUCCGCAAUCCCAUCCCCAAAGCAUCGGUCCUGUUGGAUUCCCAAUGUCAGGUAGCGGAAGGAGAGGGUAAAGACAGACCGAAUUGGAAUCCACUGUCAACACCAGACUCCGGGCAAAGUGAUGGUGGAGAGGGCUGCAAGAGGCGCAAAGUAGUUGGUGGCCUCCGGUUACAGAAUCAAGGGAGUAACUCUGCGAGUGUCUCGGAUGACGCAGCAUCGGAUUCUGGUUCUGGACAUGAGCGCGGUGAUGCCAGUGAAAACAUAUCUGUACGUCAGGUACUCAGUGAUGUGACUCGCUUUCCUCUGCGGAAGCACAAGCGCAAGGUCGCUGGACCGGUGUUAGAACCAACCUCGGUGGAUAGGCUCAUAGCUGGAAUAUGGCGUCAGGUGCAUUCGUCUGUACAGCUAAGUAGGCCUACGCUGCAGCAAAACACGGUUAUUCGUUCUUAUGGCUCAUUGAGUAGUGAGGACUUUCGAGAAGUCAGUAAGACGUGUUUGAGAUACUAUAAUCAGAGCCAAUCGUCCCGUGCGCUGGAAAUGGUCGCACAGGCAUAUUGGGUUGAAUGCUACGAAGGACGCAUAGCUGCUGUGAGGACUGAAAACGAGGGAUACUCGGCUACAGAUGCUCACAUGGCCGUCCUAGCAGAAGCCUGCGCUGCUCUUGGAUGGAAGGAGAAGGACCUGAGAAAUCGAUUAGCUAUCUGGCGUGGCUAUAAGGAGAUCAAGGAUGCCGGAGGAUGGGCCUGUCUCAUCUUUGCCAGCGCAGGUGUUUACCGCUUCUGCAAAUACCGAAAAGGACAUGAUGAAGGCCUCUGGCCAAAGCUACAGAGUGUCCGGCACAGCGUCGAAGUUGCCGCCGACACUCUACAUCCCGAGUGGCGGAACCUGGUCGAUCUUAUAGGACAAGAAUCUCCUCGGAGGUAUCAUGGGAAUCCACAUCAAUGGGUGACUAUACGUUCCAAGCCUGCGAUACCUAUCGAGUUGACCUACAGCCAUUUGCCGAAUGGUUUCGAUUAUACGUUUAUAGACGAGUGUAUUCUGGACCGCAGUGCCUUCGGUGAUGAAGAUCCUCGUCGAAUGCUCGGAGUAGACUCCGAUACAUGUCAUAUUUGCAAGCAACUGCAGUCGGAUGAUGUCCGUUUGAACCGUUGUUCUUGCUAUCCUUCUCUGUUUGGGGCUCCUAAAAGCCCUGUGCCGGUGCAGAUUUUUCAUACGUCCACUGGAAAGAAUAAUGGCAUCAUUGCCCGUUGCAAUUUCGAAAGAGGAACGGCUAUUGGAGAGUUUGUGGGACUUGUCACCAAGGGAGUGCAAGGUAUGGAUGUCAUGGUUGGAGGUUCCCGUGAGAAUACCUUCCAGAUCUUCCAGGGUAAAAUGGGCAACUUUACGCGAUUCAUAAAUCAUUCAUGCUAUCCUAAUUGCCAGUUCCAGAAAUUCUACUGGCGCGGCAUUGAACGCAUUAUUGUUGUCUCCCGUGGUAUAAUAAUGGGCUCUGAAAUCACAGUCGACUACUCAGACCAUUAUUGGAAACAACUGGAUAAGGUAUGUCUUUGUGGCGAGCCAUGCUGCCGGUUCUCGAACAGACAGGGACAGGAGUCGCGUAUAAGGAGGAAAGAUACAUAGAUGAAGCCGAGUCUUGGAAUAAUUCAUCUUAAUCCUCUAG
Messenger RNA from Paecilomyces variotii, 2112 nucleotides. Its product is annotated as SET domain protein. The transcript is spliced from 8 exons. The coding region runs from base 180 to 2072 and encodes 630 amino acids. Gene Ontology annotation, molecular function: protein binding. NCBI's taxonomy places the organism in Eukaryota, Fungi, Ascomycota, Eurotiomycetes, Eurotiales, Thermoascaceae. The record is from RefSeq and is a predicted model, not a curated record.